This is a messenger RNA of Kalmanozyma brasiliensis GHG001, 1812 nucleotides long. RefSeq names its product Beta-glucan synthesis-associated, SKN1. NCBI's taxonomy places the organism in Eukaryota, Fungi, Basidiomycota, Ustilaginomycetes, Ustilaginales. The coding region runs from base 1 to 1812 and encodes 603 amino acids. Gene Ontology annotation, biological process: (1->6)-beta-D-glucan biosynthetic process; fungal-type cell wall organization. Gene Ontology annotation, cellular component: plasma membrane; endoplasmic reticulum membrane. Gene Ontology annotation, molecular function: glucosidase activity. The record is from RefSeq and is a predicted model, not a curated record. The transcript has a single exon.
AUGUCGGCAUCUAACGAGGUCCUCGAGAAUGUCUCGACGCUGUCCCACGGUGCAGCAACCACAGAUUCGCAGGCCUCUCCACCGCUCUCAAAAAUUUCUCCACAGUCGUCAGCAACCGACAAGGCCUCCUCCAUCUCACCCUAUCUGGACACGGACGCUCCCAAAUCGCACUCGCAACAUGGCAUGCCCUUUGACGACUUUGUCAUCGAGAACGACGAGCUGCACGACUUCGAGAGCCAAAGCCCCAUCAAGCGACGUAUGGAUCCGCGCGUCUUGCUCGACUUGACAACUUUGUCCAUCGUCAUUGCCGGUAUCAUCCUUCUUUUCUUGGGCUAUCCACUGAUCGAGUUCGGCCACCUCGCAACCAGCAAGAAAGAUGGCUUCAACAUUGGCGGCACCAAUGCUACCGGCCAAGUCCCCGACAUGACCAACAUGCGCACUUCCCUCAUCGAUCCAGACACUCCACAGGAUGUGCGAACAAAAAGGUCCGUAGAUGGCACGCAGGACCUACAGCUCGUCUUUAGUGACGAGUUCAACAGGGAUGGUAGGUCCUUCUGGCCAGGCGACGACCCUUUCUGGACUGCCGUUGAUCUUUGGCCAUGGCCCACAGGAGACUACGAGUGGUACAGUCCGCAAGCAGUCACCACCGAGGGAGGCAAUCUCGUCAUCACCGCCGACGAGAUCGAGACCAACAACCUCAACUUCCGCAGUGGCCAGCUCACCUCGUGGAAUCAGUUCUGCUUCACGGGAGGCUACAUCGAGACCCGCAUUCAGCUGCCUGGAAGCAGCUCCAUCUCCGGAUGGUGGCCUGCCGUGUGGACCAUGGGCAAUCUCGGACGAGCCAACUACGGUGCCACUACGCAAGGAACCUGGCCGUACGCCUACAGUGCUUGCGACGUUGGCACCUUGAAGAACCAGACCGAUCCGGAUGGACUGGGCCCGUCAGGCGCCCUCACCAGUGGUAACACCGUCUACAACGAGAAGUACGGCACCACGUCGAUCAGCUGGCAGCCGGGACAACGUCUCUCCGCCUGCACAUGCCCCGGCGACGACCACCCAGGGCCCAAGGAUUCGAGCGGCAACUUUGUCGGUCGUUCCGCCCCCGAAAUCGACGUCAUCGAGGCCCAGGUCGGCGGCGGCAUUGGCGGCGUCUCGCAAUCCGGCCAGUGGAUGCCCGCAAACUACGGCUAUGAGCUCAUCAACACCACAGGUACCGAGUACGAAUUCUUCCAGCCCUCGGCGCAGCUCAACUCGUACCAGGGCAACGUGCUCCAGCAGUCGGCCAGUGGCGUCGUCAACACCUUGCAGACGGCCUAUCAGUACAGUGGCGGCGACUUUUCCGUCUACGGCUUCGAGUACAAGGCAGGCUUUGACGGGUACAUUGACUGGGUCAACAACGGUCAGCGGGCGUGGAGGCUCAACUCCGGCGCGCUCGCUGCCGAUCCCAGGGUCGGCAUCAGCCGCAGACCUGUCCCGCAAGAGCCCAUGUACAUCCUCAUCAAUCUCGCCAUCUCGUCCGGAUUCGGCUAUAUUGACUGGGCCAACCUCGAGUUCCCCGGCAAGAUGCUCAUCGACUACGUCCGCGUCUACCAGCCCUCGGGCCAAACCAACGUCGGUUGCGACCCAGACGACUUCCCCACCCAGGCCUACAUCAACAAACACAUCGAGGCCUACUCAAACCCCAACCUCACGAUAUGGGGUGGGACAGAGGCGCAGGGUGGAUACCAGGCGGAUUGGCCACGCAACAGGCUCAACCCCAACGGAUGCUCAAAUCCACCAUCGAAGUAUCCUGGGCCGAACCCGGCGGCGUAG